CUUUGACAGCCAUUGGCAACCUAAUGUCAGAGUUAUUAGGUUGUUUAAUGAUAGUUUAGCUAAAAGUGAUGCAUUUGGUUUUCGAUACGUUUAAACUUAAUAGAUUAUUAUUUAGCAAUAAACUUAUCUGUCGUAAAGCUGUUACUGCGAAUAAUAUCCCAACUAUUAGGUUUGCUAGAACAGACGAAAAAGAAUCAGUAAGACAGUUUUUGAGAAAAUCCUUCUUCAAAGAUGAACCUUGCAAUAAAUAUAUGAAAUUGAUAACAGAAGAGACUCCCAUAUGUGAGGAUUUGGAAAAAUAUACGUUAAAAAACUUCGACAGUGGAUUAAAUUUAAUUGCCGAACAUAAAAAUCGAAUUGUGGGAGUGUGUAUAAACAGUAUCAUUGAAAGAGAUAAGCCAAGUAAUAAUAUUUUGUUUACUGAUAAGAAAUUUGUUAUAAUAGCGAAUUUACUGGGGUACGUAGAAGAGAAAGCCGCUCUUUUCCAAAAAUAUCCCAAAGUAAGCAAGAUCUUCGAUAUUAGAUUAUUAUCUGUUGAUAACAGUUACAGAGGAAAGGGAAUCGCGAAGGCGUUUUGCAAAAAAUCAAUAGAUAUUGCCAAAGAACAAGGUGCGCAACUGAUGUCUAUGAUAUGUACUAGUUCCUUUUCUGCGUCUAUCGCUAAAAAAAAUGGAUUCGAGGUGGUAUAUGAAUUGGAUUAUGCAGAUUACAAAAUUAACGGUGAAGUGGUUCUUAAACCAGAGCAUCCACAUAAAUCUAUAAAAAUGCUUGUAUAUAGUAAACUAUGAUUCCAAAUUUCUAUUUUUAACUUUAUAUAGUGUCUCUAAAU
Molecule: messenger RNA, 829 nt
Organism: Diorhabda carinulata
Lineage: Eukaryota; Metazoa; Arthropoda; Insecta; Coleoptera; Chrysomelidae
Product: arylalkylamine N-acetyltransferase 1-like
Exons: 4
Coding region: 69-788 (239 amino acids)
Molecular function (GO): N-acetyltransferase activity
Source: RefSeq, a predicted model, not a curated record